AUGGGCUUGACAGACCUGUCUAUCCUUGUACUCCUGGGCACUGCCCUCGUCUUUUCCAUUAUCGAACUUGGCCUGUCCGCAUGGGCAGUCGACGUAACUCCUGAUGGCAAUGAAGCCAACGACCGAUUCGGUUUUCUGGUCUUUUGUUCAGUAUGGACAAUUUUUGUUACUGGAUUUUUGAUCGGAUUUCCCUAUUUCGGAACCCGGUCGAGAGGGGACGUGGAACGAUGGUAUUCUCCAUUGACCAUCGCACUCAAUGCUGUGACUAUGAUCUUUUGGCUCGCUGGAUUUGCAGCUGAUGCAGAUCUGUACAACGGUUACAAUCCUCGAGGAACAGCAGGCGCACUGUUGGCAUUUGCUGUGAUGCUCUGGUAA
Exophiala aquamarina CBS 119918 is the source of this 375-nucleotide messenger RNA. RefSeq lists its product as uncharacterized. Bases 1 to 375 code for a protein of 124 amino acids. The record is from RefSeq and is a predicted model, not a curated record. NCBI's taxonomy places the organism in Eukaryota, Fungi, Ascomycota, Eurotiomycetes, Chaetothyriales, Herpotrichiellaceae. Gene Ontology annotation, cellular component: membrane. The transcript has a single exon.